UACCGUUGAGCCACAUCGACUCCAUACCUCACCAUGUCACAGGGCGAAAAGGACAUCCAGAGCUCAGAUGCGAGCAAGAAAGGCUGGCUAGCACCAGCGCUCAAUCGCGAAGAAACAGAUAGGACACAAGACCCCAACGUGCUUGUCUCUGCCGUCGAUGAUCAAGCUGCCAUAGAUGGUGUGGAGCCUGUAUACGCCGCCAAAGCGAAAAUCCUAAACAGAGCAAUACAAGACAUUGGCAUGGGGAAAUAUCAAUGGCAGCUUUUCAUCGUCAUUGGCUUUGGAUGGGCACAGGACAACAUGUGGCCAAUCGUGACGUCCCUCAUCCUCGCCCCCCUCGCCAAUGAGUUUCGUGUGGCACGACCGCCCCUUCUUACGUUGGCCCAGAACUUUGGCCUGCUUGCCGGCGCCAUGUUCUGGGGAUUCGGUUGCGAUAUCUUUGGCAGACGGUGGGGUUUCAACCUCACUUUGGGUGUGACUGGUCUUUUCGGCAUGCUCGCUGCAUCGUCUCCCAACUUGGCAGCCGCCGGAUGCUUUGCGGCCUUGUGGAGUUUUGGAGUCGGAGGCAAUCUGCCUGUUGACUCCGCCAUAUUCCUCGAGUUUCUCCCGGGGACUCAUCAAUACCUUCUCACAAUCCUGUCGAUCUUCUGGGCUUUCGCUCAACUCCUUGCCUCAUUGGUUGCCUGGGGUCUGCUGGGUAAUUAUACUUGUCAACAGUCCAAUGCAAACUGUACACGAUCGGAGAACAUGGGCUGGCGCUACUUUGUCAUAACAAUGGGUGGGAUCUCGCUUCUUGGCUUCGCCAUUCGCUUUGGCGUCUUCACCCUAUACGAGUCCCCGAAGUACUGGAUGGGCAAGGGCAGAGACGACGAGGCAGUCCGCAUAGUACACGAGGUUGCGAGAAGGAACGGGACAAUCUCAACGCUGUCUGUUGCCGAGCUGAAAGCAUGCGAAGCCUUGGCCCCAACGACGUCUGCCAUCGACCACAGUGCUCGCGGUGCUCUGAAGCGCAAGCUACGACAGGUGAACUUUAGCCAUGUACGAUCGCUCUUUGCCACAAGCCGUCUCUCCUUUAGUACAGGUGCGAUCAUGGUCGUGUGGGCGUUCAUCGGAUUGGCCUUCCCGCUUUACAACGCCUUUGUUCCUUACACUCUGGCAACGAAAGGAGCCAAGUUUGACGAUGGGUCGACCUACAUCACAUACCGAAAUGCCUGUAUCAUCGCUGUGUUGGGCGUUCCUGGCGCGAUUCUUGGAGGGGCCCUGGUGGAGACGAAGCUGCUGGGUCGAAAAGGCACCCUAUGUGCUUCAACCAUCCUCACCGGUGUCUUCAUCUAUGGCAGCACGACCGCAAAGACCAGCAAUGCUCUUCUCGCCUGGGAUUGUGUCUACCAAUUCUUUUCCAAUGUGAUGUACGCUGUCCUGUACGCAUACACCCCUGAGAUCUUCCCAACAAAAGAUCGAGGGACUGGAAACGCUCUAACAGCGACAGCAAAUCGUGUAUUUGGAAUCAUGGCUCCCAUCAUUGCUAUGUAUGGCAACCUCGAGACGAGUGCCCCAGUCUACACCAGUGGUGGGCUCUUUAUAGCCGCAGGCUUGCUGGUGUUGAUUCUGCCAUACGAGUCCCGGGGAAAAGCAUCGCUAUAAAUGUAAUAUAUAGAAAAAUGUCAUCAAGA
This is a messenger RNA of Kockovaella imperatae, 1673 nucleotides long. RefSeq names its product membrane transporter. Gene Ontology annotation, molecular function: transmembrane transporter activity. The transcript is spliced from 6 exons. Lineage: Eukaryota; Fungi; Basidiomycota; Tremellomycetes; Tremellales; Cuniculitremaceae. Gene Ontology annotation, biological process: transmembrane transport. The coding region runs from base 34 to 1644 and encodes 536 amino acids. Gene Ontology annotation, cellular component: membrane. The record is from RefSeq and is a predicted model, not a curated record.